UUUAACUUUUAGUUAGUAUUUAUUAUUAAAUGUUGCCGCUGACCAACUUGCUGUUGGAAUAUUGGUGUACAGGCUCCGGCUAUGUAGUGAAAACAAAAGAAUGGGAAGGGACUAACGUUUGGAAAGAGGUCGUAGAACAUUUACGAUUUUUACGGGAGCGUUGUGAGUAGCGAAAUUCGUUAUAUUUUGUGCAUUUUACUGUUUUUAACUGCGUUUAAAAUAGCGACUGUUAACGAUAGUAUGUUCCAAAAAAUAGUCGGAGCCGUUAGUGGAACAACAAACCUCGAACCGUUUGUUUGCAAGUAGUUUUUCCAUUUAAACGAGCUGGUAGUCAGCUUCGUUGCAGGUGCAUGGUGAAAUCUGACGCAAAAACCAGAAUGAACGUGGGUGUGGCACACAGUGAGGUGAACCCAAACACCCGGGUGAUGAACAGUCGAGGGAUUUGGUUGACGUAUGCGCUUGGAGUUGGAGUACUUCACAUUGUGCUUUUGAGCAUACCUUUCUUCAGUGUUCCUGUGGUGUGGACUUUAACCAACGUCAUUCACAACUUGGGCAUGUAUGUGUUCAUGCAUGCAGUGAAAGGUACACCUUUUGAGACCCCCGACCAGGGAAAAGCCAGGCUUCUGACUCACUGGGAGCAGCUCGACGGCGGCGUGCAGUUCACUUCCUCUAGAAAGUUCUUCACCAUUUCCCCCAUCAUUCUAUACUUUCUAGCAAGUUUCUACACAAAAUACAACACGACCCACUUCGUCAUCAACACCGUGUCACUUUUGAGCGUCCUCAUCCCCAAGCUGCCACAGCUGCACGGCGUGAGAAUUUUGGGCAUCAACAAGUAUUAAAUGCUGUGCCUGUCAGCAUUACCAGUGUUUUGUGUUGUUUGUACUGCCAAUUUGUGUACUAAAUCAUAGAAGCUGGCGUUUAGGUCUACGAGGUUUGGAAAAGCCAGUAGGUGUUUUCAGAUGCCAUGUGCAUUACUAACUUAUGUGAGUAUUUAAUUGUGUUUUUGACCUUCUUUGACCCGGGCUGGCCCAGGCAUCAACAGGCUUUUUGUUGACCCAAAUUUGCCUUUUUUCUUUUGUCACAUGGUGACAGAUUUUAUGAGUAUUGUAGCCACAAGGAUGCUAUGAAGUAUUUUCAAAGGUGUUAAUUAUCUGUUGGUGGAACUCUAUGGCUCACUUCAAUGUUGUCAUGGGCGUUACCCUAAAAAACCCAUUAUUUGCAUGAUUUCAUUAUGUUAAACAAAAUGGUCAUCUUGUUUCAUUGUCCUGCUUUUUUGAUGUGUGUCCAUUGUUUAGUGAGAGGUUUACAGUCGGUGUGGGAACCACUACAAACAUGCAGCUGCUCCCUGUAGGUUGGACUUUAGCUAUAGUCGAAGCAGCGAGUUCUGCUUUGUUUGGCCAUAGCUGAAGGGGAUAUUUCUUGCUCCUAAUCUUUAAUAAAACGUGUCUGUCUGCUAGA
Nothobranchius furzeri (turquoise killifish) is the source of this 1458-nucleotide messenger RNA. It is a transcript of the gene ormdl1, whose product is annotated as ORMDL sphingolipid biosynthesis regulator 1. Gene Ontology annotation, cellular component: endoplasmic reticulum membrane. Gene Ontology annotation, biological process: sphingolipid biosynthetic process; ceramide metabolic process; intracellular sphingolipid homeostasis. Lineage: Eukaryota; Metazoa; Chordata; Actinopteri; Cyprinodontiformes; Nothobranchiidae. The record is from RefSeq and is a predicted model, not a curated record.